This is a messenger RNA of Diatraea saccharalis (sugarcane borer), 1087 nucleotides long. The record is from the annotation of a GenBank genome assembly. NCBI's taxonomy places the organism in Eukaryota, Metazoa, Arthropoda, Insecta, Lepidoptera, Crambidae.
AAUGGUCUUGAUAAAUUUUAUUGAUCCAGUCAUAUAAACCCCAAAACUUAUUUAAUACUUGCUUAAUAGAAACCUAAGAUAAUUUAUUCUUAAUAUAUAAUCUCAAAAUUGUAAUAUUUCAUAGUAUUGUAAAGUGGAAAGUCAAUGCACUAAAUAAUCAAAAUGAAGAUAAUCGUGAAGAAGCUUCAAGGAGGUGAAUGUAGUUUAGAGGUUCUGCCUACCACAUGCAUCUCUGAAAUUAAAAGACAAAUCUGUGAACAGUUACACAUUCCUGUUGAAGAACAAAAGUUGCUACUCCUUGGUAGAACUUUAGCUGAUGAACACACUGUUCAAUCAUAUCCCUCUAUAAAAGAUGGAACAAAGUUAAAUUUAAUUGUGAAGAAACCAGAAGGGCUUUAUGAAGUGUCAGUUAGAUAUUUUAAAAAAUCUGGAAUGUCGGAUGCUGAAGCUGCAAGCACAGCUAAUCGUUUGCUGAAAGUAGUACAAGACAAAUUUAACAAAUUAUCCUGGGAUGACAUAGACAGAUUGUGUUUGGACUGCCUGUUGGAUGAAAGUGGUCAGAGUCGACAAAGUGGAGAACAAGAUACAGAGAAUGAAGAUAUGUUUAGCUUGUGACCUUGGAGACACCUAUUAAAUUAUGACUAUUUUUUUAAGAACAAGUAAUGAAAUAUUUUUUUAAUGCAUGGAAAAGUAAAUCAAUGUCAUAUAGGGGUUUUAAAUUUUCAUAAUAUUUGUCAAAUAUCUUUUAUGACACUAAAUCAUUUGAAAUGUAUUGUUUACAUAAAACUAUAGUAGUGUUAAAAUUCCAUUCUUCAUCAAUGAUAAUAACAUCUAUUCUUUGUAGUAUUGUAUAUAAUAUGGUGAUAACAUCACAUUUUGACAAGACAAGGACAGUCAUGCAAUGUCACCUAUUUCAUGUUCUAUCGGAUUAAAAAACUUCAAUUGUCUUUAUUUAAAUAUAGGAUAAUUGAAUACAACAACAUAAAUUAUCACACAAAACUCACUGAUGUAUAGAUCACUGUUUGUGGCCUAUUAAUAGGCAAAUAAGACAUAUGUGAAUAAUAAUAAAACAAAUUAUGUCAUCAUG